GCAACCCUGUAAUAACAACAAACAGCACAGUAACAGGACAGACCCAGAGACAGAGACGGGAAUGUGAGCGUCUGGACCGCGCGUGAGGAGGUUUGCCAGGGUUUUCCAGCAUGUUUGGGAAGAAGAAGAAACGCUUGGAGAUCUCUGCGCCGUCCAACUUCGAGCACCGCGUCCACACGGGAUUCGACCCCCGGGAGCAGAAGUUCACCGGUCUGCCCCAGCAAUGGCAGAGCCUGCUGGCCGACACCGCCAACAGACCCAAGCCCAUGGUCGACCCGUCCUACAUCACCCCCAUACAGCUCGCCCCCAUGAAGAUAUCUCCCAAGAAAGUGCGGCCGUCUGAAACGCCUUUGGUUAAAACCAUAGUUCGAGGAAACCGACCGCCCAAAGACGCUUCCAUCAACGGUUUACUGGAAGAAUUCGACAACAUCUCCGUGACCCGGUCCAACUCCCUCAGAAAAGAAAGCCCGCCGGGACCGCACCAGGCCGGACCCCCCUCCAAACCGCUCAUCGGCAGCUUGCCCGGGGGUCCCGAAGAAAACGGAUUCAGCCAUUACUAUUCCCGCUACUCCUGCGAUCUGGACACGUCGAGCAGGGACUUUGCGCUGGACCCUGGCAAACCGAGCUUUUCCAUCGACGGCGAAUGGGCGGUGGGACGGCAUUACCGAUUCACCAAACAAAACGGACACUCGCAUCCGAUUCGUAGUCCGUUCUAUCCCGACGCUAUGCCGCAAAAGUCGGACUACGGCAAGCUCCCGCCGGACUACCACACGUACCUGGAAAGCAAGGGACGUUCUGCUGAUGAAGUAGCGUCGACGGUGGGUAGCGGGGUGGGGUCGAGCGGGUACUACCGGGCGUCAGUCGGAGGAUCGUCCAGUCAGGAUUACAGGGAAACGUCAGUGGGGACGCCGUCUCGAGCGUCCCUACACAGCGAGCAGAUCACGUACCCGGAUAGCGAUUGGAGUUAUGGCGGAUUAAGAGACGAUUACGACAAGAGGCCGAAGAGUUCUUACGUGUCGCAAACGAGUCCGACCCCGGCGAUCAGGCAGAGGUCGAGGUCUGGGUCUGGGCUUCAAGAACCAAACGUUCCGUACGCGGCGAGCGGCGGGCUAAGGAACCCUCCGCAGGCGCAUUCGUACAGCUCCUACACCUAUCCAAGGCUGUCGGAAAGUCUGGCCAAUUCGCAGACGCUCGGGAAGAGCGAUUACGAGCGUCAGUCGCGAGACACCAGCCCUCAGGUGCUCAGUGGAGACACGUACCCGCGUGGGCCUCUCAAACUACCUCAGAGCCACCCCAAACCGCCAGGGUACCCCCCGGCUCACCUGCCGCCGCACCUGCCGUACCCGCCCGUGUUCCACCACUACAAGCCCUCGCCCUACCACCACCCGCCGUCCCAGCCCAGCCCCCCCUACACCCCACAGGGGGCGUACUCCCAGCCCUCGUCGCCGUACAUCCCCCCGGGUGCAUACCCUCCACCCUCAUGGGGCUCCAGCUCAGACACCCAGCCCUCCAGAGUGUCCCAUGAACAGUUCAGAGCCGCGCUGCAGCUGGUCGUCAACCCAGGUGACCCCCGGGAGUACCUGGACAGCUUCAUAAAGAUCGGGGAGGGCUCCACGGGGAUCGUGUGCAUCGCCAGCGAGAAGCACAGCGGCAAACAGGUGGCGGUGAAGAAGAUGGACCUGAGGAAACAGCAGAGACGAGAGCUGCUCUUCAACGAGGUGGUGAUAAUGCGAGAUUAUCACCAUGACAACGUGGUGGACAUGUACAACAGUUACCUGGUCGGAGACGAGCUGUGGGUUGUCAUGGAGUUUCUGGAGGGAGGGGCUCUGACCGACAUCGUCACUCACACCAGGAUGAACGAGGAGCAGAUUGCGACGGUGUGUCUGUCUGUGCUGAGGGCUCUGUCGUACCUCCACACUCAGGGCGUCAUCCACAGAGACAUCAAGAGCGACUCCAUCCUUCUCACCAGCGACGGCAGGAUCAAACUGUCAGACUUUGGCUUCUGCGCCCAAGUCUCCAAAGAGGUGCCCAAGAGGAAGUCUCUGGUUGGCACCCCCUACUGGAUGGCCCCGGAAGUCAUCUCACGGCUCCCGUACGGCACAGAGGUGGACAUCUGGUCUCUGGGCAUCAUGGUGAUUGAGAUGGUGGAUGGAGAGCCGCCGUACUUCAAUGAGCCCCCCCUACAGGCCAUGAGGAGGAUACGCGACAACUUGCCACCAAGGCUAAAGGAGUCGCAUAAGGUGUCAUCUGUGCUCCGAUCCUUCUUGGACCGCAUGUUGGUGAGAGAACCAUCUCAACGCUCCACAGCCCAAGACUUGCUCCAGCAUCCCUUCCUCAAAAUGUCCGGACCCCCGUCGUGUAUCGUCCCCCUUAUGAGGCACUACAGGCACCGCUGACCCCCUCUCUCCUCCCCCUUCUGUCUGCUCCCAAACUAACACCCCCCGCGCAAGACUCUGCUCCACACCACCGGGGGGGCACUUCUGCGAAACAGGGCAACACUACGGUGUGCCACGAACUCUCACAAAAGUUGACGUAGAUUAGCUAGAGGAAUAUAUAACCACGUACACAAGGAAGAAGACAUUUUGAAGCUAGAGGAAUGACGUUUGCUAGUAGUUCUAAGCUUCUGAGCUAGUCCUGAUCAAGAUGCGAGCUCGAGAUCCGGAGAUGGGUCCCUUGGGUGCUCUGGACAGGUUGCCCCGGCGGCUUUGAAGGAAGGACGGGUCAAAUGCAGAGGACGAAAUUUCUUACGAACUUGAACAUAGAAGCGUUUUUCUCUCUUCCUUAACAAGAACUCUUCAGUGUAGAGUUUUGAUAGCCAUCAGUCUCAAAAUGGACGACGAUACUGGCUGUGAAUAUCCAGUUAUAUUCACAAAAUUAACUGUCAAAAUGUAUUUUAGAAAGGCAUUUUCUUCUGUACAGUUUUGAUAAUUUGCAAAUUUUAUCGUGUCGUAACCAUUGUGAUAUGAACAGUAUUAAAUCUAGAGAUCUUUUUCCUACUGUUUAUAAUCCAACUUUUUUGCUUAAAGAUCAUAUAAAAAGAGUUAUCCCAAAAAUAAACCCAACUUAAGCUAAAUGUUAUUAAAAUACUAAAUAUAUUUAUUAUUAUCUCAAUAUUUGUAGACAGAACUUCCAUUUUGAUGUUGGGGGUUAAAGGGUUAAAACUGUUUUGUACAUUUGGAAUAUUUAUUUAUUUAUUUAUUGGAACUAAAGGAUUUUUUUUUUUGUUUUUGUUUAAGUAGGAUGGAUUUCUGUUUUGGUGUUUUGGUGAUUUCUUUUUUUUGGGGGGUGGGGGAUUUGACAUUUUUAAAAGUUGGCAUAGAGCUAAUUCAUUGGAGCAAUACCCAGUUAUGAACACGUGAUAAACCUUGUACUGUUUCAGACGCUGUAACUGACUCAAUGUAGCACAGAAUGAGUAGUUUUGGACUUCAGCUCAAAAUGUGAUUCUAUGCCAACGUGUUUUUAUAAUAGAAGUUUCAUUGUUUGUCAAAGAUCGCUUUAAAAACAAAACAAAAAACGUUGACGCACAUAUUUUACUCACAGUGCAAAAACAAAAUGGCUACUUGAGUUUAAAUGACUUGAAUUAAUAAGUAAGUUUAGAACAAUGUGGGUGUAGUGUCUUGCCCAUAGACUGUGUACAGAAAUGGACUAAGCGAGUGUGACGUCAACGAUGGAGUGAAACUUAUCCAGGCUAGAGCGGUUAUAGCGGCAAAUUAGGAGCAGAGUUCUGUAUUUGCGAGUAUCAUAGCAACCAAAGAGCCAAUCUGGAGCGAGGCUGUUGACGAUAACGCCUCUUUCCACCCGCACCGGCCAUUUAGCAGAGAGCAGAUAUUUAGCAACGCUGUCAAACCUGUUGCUAACACUAGUGGGAGCAACCUUGGGAAAAGAAGGCGCCGGAUUUGUCUGUUAUUAAUGUUUAUAUCUUCAUUUACAGACACAAUAGCGAAAUAAAAACCCCAGGAUCACGUAGAGCGGGUUAAUACGAACAUUUAAGACCAAAAUGACGAGUCUGACAGCAGCAGGUACAGAGCGAGGACACAGUUUUUCAAUAGAAAGUGAAUUGGAGCCAGAGUCGAUGGCGUCAAAAGCGCGCACAUGAUCACUUCCUAUUUGGAACACGGUGCCUAGCAUGUUAGCUAUGUCCAUUUAAAUAUACAGUCUAUGGUCUUGCACAAGGACACAACAACUGCAUGUGAUUGGGCAAGGUUUGACCCAGGCACCUUCUCGUUAUCAGUUGUUCACUCAUCUCACUGUGCCACUGCCACAAGCACUACACGUUUGGACUAAUCCUUUAUUGUUCUUACCCGACUGACAAAAAUUAAAGGUUGACCAUGUAACUUCUCUGGUGGAGCCUGUGCCCAUAAAGACUUUGUGUUAUUGCCUGGAAUGAUCCACAGUGUAACUUUAAACUUCUCUAUAACGCACUGACUAAGUAACAGGGCAGUAGGACGCACAGAACUGACAUUUUAAUUCGGCCUGGUAGUGUUAACGUGCUCUUCACCAUGGAGAUAAGUUAAUGCUUUAAUUUGAAACAUUACAGGCAAAGCAGUAACAUAUUGUGACGUGGGCUCUAUCGGACCGUACUGCAAUUUUAAUUCAAACGUAAUUAAACGCACGUUACCAAGACACUAGUUUUUACACUGUUGAACCUUUGCCUGAAAAUUAAAUAAAACCACACAAAAAAAAAUUUGUUUUUAAUUUAAGUCAUUUGAACUCACGUCAUUAUAGUUUUUACAGUGCACCCUGUCGUCUGCCUCGUCUGUCACUCACCGAGACGCACCACAAACGCUGCCAUUCUCCUGUCUCUGUGCGUGUGUGUGUGUGUGUGUGUGUGUGCGUGAAUAGCGUGUCCUCUGCCCCAUACAGCACUGUGAUCUGUGUGUACAUAGGAAGAGAGAGAUGGAUGGAAAGGUGGGAGAGAGAUUGUGUGUGUGAGAGAGAAUCCUUUGCCCCGCCCUGCACUGAUGUGUAAAUACAAGUGUCUGUCAAAAAGUGGGGUGAGACAGACAGCGGUGAGAGAGAAAGAGAGAGGGAGAAAGAGUGGAGAGAGAGAGACAACAGAGAAAGCAAGAGUGUGUGUGUGUGUGUUUGUUUAUCAGAGAGCAAGAGAGAAAGGAAAAGAGAGGGAGUUUCUAUCUGUAGACAUCAGAAGGCUUGUCAUCUGUGAAUGAGUGUGAGAGGUUGAGUGAGCGAGAGAAAAGUGUGUGUGUCAAUCAGAGAAAGAGAGGAAAAGUUUCUAUCUGUAGACAUCAGAAAGCUUGUCAUCUGUUGAGUGUGUGAGAGGCUGCGAGAGUGUGUGUGUGCGAGUGGUGUUUGUGCGAGUGUGUGUAUGCGUGUAUGUGUGCGAGUGUGUGUAUGUGUGCGAGUGUGUAUGUGCGUGGGAUCCUCAGACUUGAAUGGGGGUCGUGGCCCCUGUGGCUUGUACAGUCAUAUUGCAUGUUUGUUAUCAGUGACGCUGCUUUCAAUUAAAAUCAA
Periophthalmus magnuspinnatus is the source of this 5472-nucleotide messenger RNA. RefSeq names its product p21 protein (Cdc42/Rac)-activated kinase 5 (gene pak5). Gene Ontology annotation, molecular function: ATP binding; protein serine/threonine kinase activity. The transcript is spliced from 12 exons. The coding region runs from base 111 to 2396 and encodes 761 amino acids. Lineage: Eukaryota; Metazoa; Chordata; Actinopteri; Gobiiformes; Gobiidae. Gene Ontology annotation, biological process: protein phosphorylation; cytoskeleton organization; apoptotic process. Gene Ontology annotation, cellular component: cytoplasm. The record is from RefSeq and is a predicted model, not a curated record.